Messenger RNA from Dama dama (fallow deer), 231 nucleotides. Its product is annotated as translation machinery-associated protein 7-like. The coding region runs from base 1 to 201 and encodes 66 amino acids. The transcript has a single exon. The record is from RefSeq and is a predicted model, not a curated record. NCBI's taxonomy places the organism in Eukaryota, Metazoa, Chordata, Mammalia, Artiodactyla, Cervidae.
AUGUUGGGCCGUGAAGGUGGCAAGAAGAAGCCCCUGAAGCAGCCUAAGAAGCAAGCCAAGGAGAUGGAAGAGGAAGAUAAGGCAUUCAAGCAGAAGCAGAAGAAACUCGAGGAGCUAAAAGCGAAGGCUGUGGGGAAAGGCCUCCUGGCCACAGAUGGAAUUAAGAAAUCUGGCAAAAAGGAAGUUGUUCCUUAUGCCUGAGGCAAUGAUGACUCUUAGUUGCAUUCCUGU